GUGAAAUCUUAGAUCCUUGUUGAGCCUUAAUGUUAUAUCCCACCCAACAUUCAAUGGGGCUUCGAGAGCACAAUCCAUUGUUGCAAAAGAUAGUGACAUCGGUUGCUUGAAAAGUAAAACAAUGAAGGCACGAUUGUCCUUUGUAGGAGAUAGAUGCUCGCCGAAGCUAAGGACCUGGCAUCGGGGAAGAUGAUUGGCAGUGCUAAGGAGGAGGAUGGACUCUAUAUCUUUGAUGGAGAAACUCAAUCUAAUAAAACUCAAUCUAAUAAAAGAGGUCCAAGAAAUGCUUGUUUGCAAACUGUUUCUUUUUCAAAUAAUAAAGAUUUGUAUUUACUUCAUUAUAGACUAGGACAUCCUAGUUUCUAUUAUUUAAAAAAGAUGUUUCCUCAAUUAUUUCUGAAUAAAGAUGCUUCUUUGUUUAAUUGUGAUAUGUGUGCACUUGCCAAACAUCACAGAAACGCUUAUUUACCCCACAGUUAUA
Messenger RNA from Cuscuta europaea, 481 nucleotides. The record is from the annotation of a GenBank genome assembly. NCBI's taxonomy places the organism in Eukaryota, Viridiplantae, Streptophyta, Magnoliopsida, Solanales, Convolvulaceae.